This is a messenger RNA of Bipolaris sorokiniana ND90Pr, 1541 nucleotides long. RefSeq lists its product as uncharacterized. The transcript has 3 exons. Lineage: Eukaryota; Fungi; Ascomycota; Dothideomycetes; Pleosporales; Pleosporaceae. Bases 208 to 1428 code for a protein of 406 amino acids. The record is from RefSeq and is a predicted model, not a curated record.
ACGUUGCGCUUUGUGUAACACUUAAAUAAGAACCACUGUGGGAACUUUACAUUCAAUCCGACUCUAACAGCGCCUAAAACUAAGGAGGAAUCUGCAGCUUUUGUGACUCUUCUUCUUCUACUUCCAAGUGCCACGUAUACUUGCUGGAGUCAUUGUUAUUAUCUAUAAACCCUAAGACCUACUUCCCAUUGCAUUGCAUUUACAACAAUGACGGACUUUGAAAAGGCCAUCAACGAUGCUGUUGCUGCGGAGGAAAUUCCUGGUUGCGCUCUAUCAGCAACGAACUGCGAAGGAACAUUCACAUACUCCAAAGCCUUCGGCAGGGUCUCCAUGAAACCCGAAAACAACAAGCCCAUGCAACUCAACACAAUCAUGUGGAUAGCAUCCUGCACCAAACUCAUGACCUCCAUUAGCGUCCUGCAACUCGUAGAACGCGGUCUCGUCUCCCUCGACGACCCCGUCUACAAGCAUAUCCCGGAGCUAGAAUCCCGCACGGUAAUCAAGGGCUUCACCGACGCCGGCGCGCCCAUUGAAGAAAAACACACAAAACCAAUCACCCUGCGCCACCUCCUCAGCCACUCCAGCGGCCUCGCAUACGAAUUCAUCCACCCCGUCAACCAAGCCUGGCUCAAGUACCACAAUCGCGCUCCUGGAAGCAGUGGGAACCUCGUUGAACGCUUUUCCUACCCGCUCGUCUUCGAGCCUGGCGAGAGCUGGGCGUACGGGCCCGGCAUCGACUUUGCGGGGCUCCUCAUCGAGCGCAUAACCGGACAGACGCUCGAGGCAUACAUGAAGGCGAAUCUCUGGACCCAGCUCGGCAUCAAAGAUAUGUCGUUUUCCCUCGCCUCCCGCCCAGAUCUCGCAGCGCGCAUGGCGGAUAUGUCAGCCCGAGACCCCACGUCGGGCAAGACUGUGGUUUUCUCGGAGCCGCUACCGUAUUUGGAUGGGGAGGGCAAGGAGGUUACGAGUCAUAUGGGGGGUCAGGGUGCUUUUGCCUCCGUAGAGGAGUACGUGAAGGUUUUGAAGGCGCUGCUCGAAGCCGAUAAGGGGGGUGAGGGUAAGAUUUUGAAGAAGGAGUCUGUGGAUGAGUUAUUCAAGGCGCAGUUGGGUGACAAGAGUCGGGAGAUGCUUAUGGGGGUUUUGGAGGAUAAGGCGGCAAGCAAUGCUAUGGACGGCCUACCAAUUGGCGUACCCAAGGACCAUGCGCUUGGUGGCGUUAUUUUGACGGGUGAUGGUCCUGAUGGCAAGAAAGCCGGGACCAUGGUUUGGGGCGGGUACCCGAAUCUCAUCUGGUGGGUUGAUCGCAAAACGGGGCUUUGUGGUAUCUAUGGUGGUCAAGUUGUUCCGCCAGGAGAUGCAAAGGUUUGUGGGUUGCAGCGCAUGUUUGAAGCGGCCAUGUAUGAGAGGUUGGCAAAGGAGAAGGCGUAAGACUUUACUUGCGCGGCUAUCGCAUUGUUAAAUAGAAAUCUUUCGUUGCUAUGUUUAAUUGAAGAAAACAUCGCAGCAAUGUCGAGGCUUCGAGCCUUACACUACAAUCGCUU